This is a messenger RNA of Oncorhynchus nerka (sockeye salmon), 1970 nucleotides long. Its product is annotated as protein yippee-like 5. NCBI's taxonomy places the organism in Eukaryota, Metazoa, Chordata, Actinopteri, Salmoniformes, Salmonidae. Gene Ontology annotation, cellular component: ubiquitin ligase complex. The record is from RefSeq and is a predicted model, not a curated record. Bases 391 to 756 code for a protein of 121 amino acids. The transcript has 3 exons.
UCCUUUCAACACACCCACUCGCCCAUAUUCCGGUUUCCAUAUUGAGCUGUAGCUACCUCCUUCUCAAACGAUUUGGUUGAAAAAUCUUACUAACUCUACCCACUAGAGAGCAGAAUACUGUGUUCAUAGCUGGAAUGCUGUUCGAUCUAAGUGCCAGUGCGACGUUCUACGUCACGUCAUCGUACCGGAUGUUGAUACAGAAUCCGCAGGAACAGCUGGGAGAGAACAACAAAGCGACAACGAACCCAACAGACUUUGGGGAAUAAAAUUAUUCACGUGGAAAAGGACGGCUUAGCUACAAAUAGCUAAAACCCAACUAGUCGAAAAGUCUUUAAACGAGAGCAGCGUUUAACCUUCCGUUUGGUCCUGCAGGUGAGUGUGUACUGAACCAUGGGGCGGAUCUUCCUGGACCACAUUGGGGGCACACGCCUCUUCUCCUGCGCCAACUGUGACACUAUCUUGACCAACCGCUCAGAACUCAUCUCCACCCGCUUCACCGGAGCCACCGGCAGAGCCUUCCUCUUCAACAAGGUGGUGAACCUGCAGUACAGCGAGGUGCAGGACCGCGUGAUGCUGACGGGCAGACACAUGGUGCGAGAUGUCAGCUGUAAGAACUGUAACAGCAAGCUGGGCUGGAUCUAUGAGUUUGCCACCGAGGACAGCCAGCGCUACAAGGAGGGCCGCGUCAUCCUGGAGAGAGCACUCGUCAGGGAGAGCGAGGGCUUCGAAGAACAUGUCCCCUCUGACAAUUCCUGAGCUGAUGCUCAAAGUACUCGCUCAUCCCUACGCCCCUGCCCUAACCCUCCAUAGCCCCAAGCUCAUUAUUCCAGACACUGGUCAAUAGUCUAGGCUCCACCCACAGCUUUGACCUAGCUAGGACUUUUUGACCUCUCCUGAUUGGCUGGAUCUCUUGAUGCGUUGUUGGCCUCUCCUAAACCCCUCUCUCUUUCAAAGACCACCUUCUGUCAACAGGAGACAUCGACGGGCCCGCUUUCACAUAGCUAUGGACUCCAUGCACACGUGCAAACACAGGAUUUUGAAGGCAACUACACACACUGCAAGGCACACAGACUCAUAUUUACAUACUUGACAUGCUCACAUGCAUGAUUAGUAGAUGUAUUCACUGACUGGAUAUUUUGUCAACGUUACAGCUGCAGUCACUAUAACUCCCUCCCAGUGUUGUGUGUACUGUGUAUCCUUAUCCUCUAUCUGGCUGCUGUGCCUGUGCAUGCAUUGUGAGGACCUGCUUGUUGUCAUGCACAUCCCCACAAGUCCCUCCUUCUGUGUGUGAGGAGUGCGAGCAGCCUAUUGCCUCUUAGUAAGUGAGGAGCUGAGCAGGGUAGUAUCAUGCCCAAAGACUCGUGGCCUGCUGGGCUGGCCUUCAUAUGAACUGUUGCUGUUCCUCCCAAUUUCUGACAAUUCCCAGCCAGUUGGAAUGAAGGGAUCUGUGUUCUCUGUCAUGCUGUUCUUUGUUUCCAAUCCCUGCCCAGGUUAAUGUACAAUAGAUAGAAAUCUAGAAGAAAAAGAAACGCACACCUAUUAAGACGAGGUGCUGGCUAGCGGAGUAGAAACUUGAAAAUAAAAGAGAGCCGCACACUAGGAGCUCAGAUGCAAAAAUUUAAUACCAACGUUUCGACAGCCAUUUUCAAUAGAUAGAAAUAACACAUGAUCAUCAGAAAUUAUUAUAAUUGUAUUAAUGGUUAGUAUCAUUAUUGUAUUUUUAUUCUCAGAUGAGUCAUUAGAAUGUCACAGUAGAAUACAAUACAAAUAUUUUUUUUUUAAUUAACCAAGAAAUUACAGAAUGAGUACAAAAAUAUGUUGCUUUUAUUAUGAUUAUUGGUUUUCUUUAUGUAUUUUUUCUUGAUAUGAGGUAUAAAAAAAGAGUAAGAUUGUCUCUUUUUCCAGUUAUCCUGCUUGGGCAAUUUUUCCUCUGUAGUGAUGAUUUCUGAAUAAAAAGUAAUGUUUCCAAA